This is a messenger RNA of Nycticebus coucang (slow loris), 965 nucleotides long. Its product is annotated as glutathione S-transferase A4-like. Lineage: Eukaryota; Metazoa; Chordata; Mammalia; Primates; Lorisidae. Gene Ontology annotation, biological process: glutathione metabolic process; xenobiotic metabolic process. The record is from RefSeq and is a predicted model, not a curated record. Bases 1 to 666 code for a protein of 221 amino acids. Gene Ontology annotation, molecular function: glutathione transferase activity. The transcript is spliced from 2 exons.
AUGUCAGCCAAACCCAAGCUCUAUUACUUCCAUGGCAGGGGCAGGAUGGAGUCUACCUGCUGGCUGCUGGCUGCAGCUGGAGUGGAGUUUGAAGAAGAAUCUUUUGAAACAAGAGAACAAUAUGAAAAGUUGCAGAAAGAUGGACGCCUGCUUUUCCGCCAAGUACCUUCGGUUGAAAUUGAUGGAAUGCCGCGGACGCAAACUAGAGCCAUCCUCAGCUACCUCACUGCUAAGCAUGACCUCUACGGGAAGGACCUGAAGGAGAGAGUCAGGAUUGACAUGUACACCGAUGGCACCCUGGAUCUGAUGAUGAUGAUAACAGUGGCUCCCUUCAAACCCCCUAAAGAAAAAGAGGAGGCCUUGGCUUUAGUGGUGAAGAAAGCUAAAACCCACUACUUGCCGGUCUUUGAAAAGAUUUUGAAAGACCAAGGAGAUUUUCUCGUUGGCAACAAAUUCAGUUGGGCAGAUGUACAAUUGCUGGAAGCUAUUUUAAUGGUGGAAGAAUUGGAUGCUUCUGUUCUUUCUGACUUCCCUUUGCUAACGGCAUUUAAAACACAGAUCAGCAACAUCCCCACAAUUAAGAAGUUCCUGCAGCCUGGGAGUCAAAGGAAGCCACCCCCGGACAGCCACUAUGUUGAAGUAGUCAGGAACAUUCUGCAGUUCUAACGGCAGCAGGUCUUCUGAUGGCAAGAGUGACAAUCUAAACACAGCACCAGCACAUGCCACCCAUAGUGAAUAACAGGCAAACUGUAGGUUCUAGGGGCUAAGAGUCUGAAAAGAACAAGCCAUGCUGCCAUCAGUGGCAGACACUGAAUAAACACAAUAGAAAACCAUUCGGACGCCUGAGGUGCUUUUUAACUUGUCAAUUGUGGCUAAUGGUCAACGAUGUUUAUGAAAUCAACGUUCGGUAUAAAGAAAUAGAAGCCUAUGCCUACCUAAAAAAAAAAAAAAAAAAAUGAACUGGG